UUUGGUAGGAUAAUUAAACUUCUCGUUCUAGAGGGAUUGUUCUUUGUUUUCCUUUCUCAACUUCGCAUCUAUUUCAGUUAUCGCAUUUCCAUUUGCGUAGUUAUGUUAGAAUACCCGAAAUAUACUGGUCAUGCUGUACAAUACAACUUAUGCAGAGAGAGUCGUCAAACAAAAUAUUUCAAGCAUACCUACCUCUACUCCCUGUAUACGUCUAGGUCUAUGGCAUUUGUUAAUUUGUCUCAGAUGUUGCUUAGGCGCCAAUGUCAGCGCUUCGGAUUGCACCGCCACAACCGAGCGCUCUACAAACAGUCUUUGAAUGUAAAAUUCCUACCUACUUAUCGCUGCACACAACUUUCCCUCCAAAAUAGCAACAAUCGUGAUUUUUCUUUUCUCAUAUUCCUACCCAUCAAAAAUCUUUGCCAAUCAUGGAAGUCAGUCCCAUCGCCGCGAUCGAGCAGAUCCCAGGCCUCUAUAUAUCAGAGUAUGUUAACACAGCCCCCAACCGCAUUCCAUACCAGGCAACUCAAAUCAAAAAUCAGUAUAACCGUCCCCCAAUCUCCAGAUAUCCUCGAGAAAUACAACAUAACACACAUCCUCUCACUCACAGACAAACGCGACUGUCCGACCUUUGAUCCAAACGACACAAGAAUAUCGCAUUUGCACAUUGACAUUCAAGACAACCCCAUGGAAGAUCUGCUCGUAUGUUUAGAUGGCCUGUGUGCGUGGAUCGCACACGCACUCGCAGCCUCGAAUACAGCGGAUCGUAGCCUAGACCCUUUGAACGGUGUACAGAAUCACGGAGAAGUAAAAGCCCCUCGAUCUUCCAAUGUGCUAGUCCACUGUGUCAUGGGCGUAUCGCGUAGCGGCGCGAUCAUCGUUGCGUACAUCAUGCGCGCGCUCAAUCUCUCCUACGAUGAUGCGCUUGCGCUUGCGAGAAUGGCGAGGCGGAGGAUUGCGCCGAAUAAUGGGUUUGCGGAGCAGUUGAGGGUUUGGAAGGAGCUUGAUUACUCGGUGUUUGAGAUGGUCAAGGAAGGGGUGGAUGUGAGCGUAUUUCUUAAGAGGGAAUAUGAUGAUUGGGACGAUAAUCGCGGUGUUUUGCAUUCUAGGGCUGAGUUUGAGAAGAGGGAGAGGAGAGUGGAGAAGGUGAGGCGGUUAGUUGUUGAGUAUGGGAUGGCUGAUUAA
This is a messenger RNA of Periconia digitata, 1182 nucleotides long. NCBI's taxonomy places the organism in Eukaryota, Fungi, Ascomycota, Dothideomycetes, Pleosporales, Periconiaceae. The record is from the annotation of a GenBank genome assembly.